GAUUAAGCGAACGACUUGCUCAAUCCGAACCACAUCUUACGCCUGAUUUCCUAACAGAAUUUUUUGUAGGAUUUAACAAAUCAUCCACACAAUUGAAACAUUUAUGUCUUCAGUAUGUGACACCAUGGUUAUUAAAUUUGGCUCAUUUCAGUCGUAAUGAUCAAAAAAAUAUUGAAAAAACUCGGGAACUUAUCAGAAAUUUAAUAGAAUUAACCGUAAAAGAGACAGAGAUGUAUGCAUCUAUACAAUCUAAAGUGUGGAAUACUCUAGGAAAAGUUGAUGAAAUUUCUAAUUUAAUAAUUGAAGAAUUCGUUCAUUAUGCGGUAAUUCAUGGAAUAAAUUCACCACAAUCAGAGAUUGUGUCUAAUACAAUAGUUACCCUAUCUUCAGUGAAUAUUCGUGGCAAAAUUAUAGCUAAAUUACGAAAAGUAAUAUCAAGAACAUCCUUAAAAUCUACCAGAACUCUCACUGAUAAUCAAUCAUGGCCUGAAAUUGCUGUAUUAAUCAGAUUUAAUUUGAUGCUUUCAUUUAAUAAUCGAAAUGUUCAACUUUACCUUCCGGAACUAUUUUACGUAAUUUCUAUAUUAGUGGCCACUGGACCUCCAUUGAUACGAGCAUCUAUUCAUGGGUUAAUAGUAAAUUUGGUUCAAUCAUUGUGUACUUCAAUGCCAUUAAGUGAAUCAAGUAUUAAAAGAUUAACUUUAUUAUUGACGGAAUUGUCUGAACCAAAUUUUCGAUACUUCUUUGGAUUAAAUAAUGUUCCUGGUAAUGCAUUUGUAAUCACUCCCGAGUCAACUCGCGAUUUACCAGAUACUAUGCCACUUGCUUCACUAGAAAAGAUAGUUCAAGCAUUAUUGGAAGUUAUGGUUUGUGGUGCCGGAUCAGUUGACAUGUCAAACGCAUGGAGAGCUCGUUGGGUGGGACUUGUGGCCAGUACAGCUUUCCAAUAUAAUCCUGCAAUACAACCAAGGGCAUUCGUGACACUUGGUUGUUUGGCACGUGACGAAGUCAAUGAUGAUGAUUUACUAUAUCAAAUAUUGGUAGCUUUAACAGGAGCAUUAUCACAUUUUACAGAGAAUGACUGUGCUCUCAUAAUAAGUAUUAUAAUGUGUUUGACGAACAUUGUAGAAAAUUUGCCAGCCGAAAGUCGAUAUUUACAACCAAUGUUUUGGUUAGCCAUAUCUCUUGUACAAAUAGGACAUAUCCCAGUAUUUCCAAGUGCAAUUAAUUUAUUACACGUAGUACUUAAAGCAUUAGAUUCCAAAGGUUUCUUUGGUAACGAAGACAUUGCAACAGUUUUAUUAAAAGCGAGAAGACCUUUGGAAGAUAUUUCUAUUCAAAUGGAUAAAGCCGCCGGGAUAAAUUAUGAACAUUUUUCAUUCGCAAUAGCUGCAACUUUACUAAAAGGAUUAAAGAACCCAGUGACAAAAGCUAGUACGCAAGCAGUAUUAACAACAUUUUUAGAUAUUGCAUCUAAAGGUGUAAUAAUAAAUGAGAAUAUAAUUAAUUCUUCUAUGUUAGGAUAUUUGGCAGCUUUAUUGCCUGUCUCGGCGAAAAAUGCUGAUAUGAAAGAAUUAUUAUUACAAUGUGGAAUUAAUGAUGUAGAAAUUGAUAACUCAGAAUUGGGGACAACUUAUUAUAAAAUAUUUGAGAACCUCGAAAUUCCCGAUAAUCAAACUGCAUUAUUGUUGAUAGCAUUGAUGGUUGCAAUGUUGCAAACCGCAGAACAUGAACCAGAAAGAUUGUUUCUUUACGGAUUUUUAGCAGAGGCUGCUUUGGCAAUGCAUGAAGUUUUUGCUUUAGUUUACGAUUUUUUAUUACCAAAGAUGGCCCAAAUUAUAAACAGUAGUGAAACAAUACCAAUUCUUGAUUCUGUUCAAUCAAUUUUAUAUACAGUCGUUUCAUCAGAAUCACAAUCAAUCAACAAUAAAAACAAGAUCCUCCCAGGUACAUCACGAAACCAUUUACAUUCCUAUCUAGAAGAAGUGGGAUUUCCUAAUUUGUUAGAUUGUGGAUCAUUCACAAAGGUGACAAAAGAAAGCAUGAAGAUCAAUGCCACUUACGCAAUGGAGUUACGGGGAACCAGCAAGGGUAUACCUUGUGUUAUUGGCAUUGUGGCAAAAAGGAGGAAGGGGUUAAUGGUCAGACAAGAGGAUAAUGGAGGUCCCAGAGAGAGCAAUGUUGGCCGUCACGUUCGCAUCUCUUCCUCUGGUGGUAAAACUGUAGAAAUAUCAUCAUCAAUGAAUCCACCAAAUCAGACAAAGAUGGAAGAUUUGAUUAAAUGGAUAAGAGAAAAUUUAAUUAAAACAAAACCUGAAUUGUUUAUGACUGGAAAUACAAUUCGACCAGGAAUAUUAAUUCUAAUAAAUGAUGUGGAUUGGGAAGUAGAAGGUGAAUUAGAAUAUACAAUUAAAGAUGGUGAUAACAUUCACUUUCUAUCAACCUUACAUGGAGGUUAA
Molecule: messenger RNA, 2459 nt
Organism: Diversispora eburnea
Lineage: Eukaryota; Fungi; Glomeromycota; Glomeromycetes; Diversisporales; Diversisporaceae
Source: the annotation of a GenBank genome assembly